AAAGAAUUAUUCGGAAUACAUUUGCUUAAAGAGUACUACCUUCCUCCCGAUCAUCAUCUCUCUCAAUCGCCGGCGUCACUCAGUAGAUCUUCGCUUCCGUCUGUUGUGUGCGAUGAUGAGGUAAAAUCGGAGGGAGAGAGAGAUGGAUGAUAGAGAAGGAUCGUUCGUAGCUGUUAGGAGGAUUUCUCAGGGUCUCGAACGUGGUGGAAGCGUUUACAGUUCCUCUUCUCCUGAGGGUGUGCCUGGAUCAGCAGCUUGGUUAGGCCGGGGUCUUUCUUGCGUCUGUGCUCAGCGAAGAGAUAGUGAUGCAAAUUCUACCUUUGAUCUAACACCUGCUCAGGAGGAAUGCUUGCAGAGUUUGCAGAACCGAAUUGAUGUAGCUUAUGACAGCACUAUACCUCUGCAUCAGGAAGCUCUGAGGAAUCUGUGGAAACUUGCCUUUCCUGAAGAAGAGCUUCAUGGGUUGAUAUCUGAGCAGUGGAAAGAGAUGGGUUGGCAGGGCAAAGAUCCGUCUACUGAUUUUAGGGGUGGGGGUUUCAUAUCUCUUGAAAACUUGCUGUACUUCGCUAGAAACUUUCAGAAAACCUUCCAGGACCUUUUGAGGAAGCAGGUUGGGGAAAGGUCCGUAUGGGAAUACCCUUUUGCUGUUGCUGGUAUCAAUAUAACAUUCAUGCUCAUUCAGAUGCUUGACCUUGAAGCAGUAAAACCUCGAACAAUUGCUGGGGCAACUUUUCUGAAGUUCCUUUCUGAGAACGAAUCAGCCUUUGACAUUCUUUACUGCAUUGCAUUCAAGCUAAUGGAUCAGCAGUGGCUUUCAAUGCGUGCAUCAUACAUGGAAUUCAACACGGUGAUGAAAUCAACAAGGAGACAGCUGGAGAGAGAGCUGAUGAUGGAAGACAUAACGCAUCUUGAAGACUUGCCCUCCUACGCUCUUCUCUCUCAAUAACCACAUCUGGUUUGACCUUUGCUUCUACUGUUGGUUGGUUGGCUCUAAGUAGUGGUUACAAGGAGUGUGUAGUUAGAAAAAAAAAAAAAGAAUGGGUUUGUUUUCUAACAACGUUGAGGGUUUUCUAAAACUGUUUGUUAAUUGAUUGAUGAAAGACGAUUGGGUGAUGUUGUCAGUGUUAGUUAAAUCAUUUGGUAUAUCUCCAAAUUCGAAAGCAGUCUCCUCCGUAAUCUUACGGUGGCGGCUACACUUAAUCUGUUUGUGUAAAGCUUUACCCAUUGAUUGGAUUGCUUUUAGAGAUGAAAACAUGUGAUGCACUCAUAAUCGAACGAAAAUGCGAA
Messenger RNA from Eruca vesicaria subsp. sativa (arugula), 1287 nucleotides. NCBI's taxonomy places the organism in Eukaryota, Viridiplantae, Streptophyta, Magnoliopsida, Brassicales, Brassicaceae. The record is from the annotation of a GenBank genome assembly.